CAUCUCGCAUGCCCAUGUUUUGGAGGAAGUGCGACCAGUGAGAGCUAGCUAGUUAGUUAGCUGCUUUCUAAUUCCAAGUUAAAAACGUAGUUACAAGUUAACGUUAUUUUAACGUUGGUGUUAAUGUUAGUUUCUAGUAGUUCAGUCGCUGUAGGUCUUCUCAAAUGAGACACGUGCUAAGCUAGCGUAUGUCAACAUCACAGGGCAGGUUGUGCUGCUAAAGGAGCUCGAGUUGUUGAGAAGAGCCUGCUGAGCUGGUUCAUUAUGAAGACCAACAAAUCAUAUAAGCUUGUGCUGCACAAGAAAGGCUUUGGUGGUAGUGAUGAUGAGUUGCUUGUCAACCCAAAGGUUUUCCCUCAAGUCAGUCUGAGGGAUAUCAUUGAGAUUGCACACCCUACAGAUGAGUACAGUCCUCUUCUGCUUCAGGUGAAGAGCCUAAAAGAGGACCUCCAGAAAGAGACCAUCAGUGUGGAUCACACUGUAGCACAAGCCUUCAAGCUGCGUGCUUACCAGGAUGUCAUUGUUAACAUUGUGGACCCAAAGGAUGUAACACUGGACCUGGUGGAGCUGACCUUCAAGGACCAGUACAUCGGCAGAGGAGACAUGUGGAGGCUGAAGAAGAGUCUGGUGAGCACAGGUGCUUAUGUGACGCAGAAAGUGGAGUUUGCUGGAAUCAGAGCCCAGGCCAGUGAACUGUGGGUGAAGGGAGAGAAAGUGACCUGUGGGUACAUCAGUGAAGACACUAGGGUGGUGUUCCGCUCCACGUCUGCCAUGGUGUACAUCUUCAUCCAGAUGAGCUGUGAGAUGUGGGACUUUGACAUCUAUGGUGAUCUGUACUUUGAGAAGGCUGUAAACGGCUUCCUGUCGGACCUUUUUGCCAAGUGGAAGGAGAAGAACUGCAGUCAUGAGGUGACAGUGGUACUUUUCUCACGUACAUUCUUCAACGCCAAGACUGUUGAGGAGUUUCCUGAGAUCCUGAGAGGUUCCAUCAGGCAGGAUCACGAUGGACGUUUUUAUGAAGACUUUUACAGGGUGGUGGCUCAGAACGAGAGGCGGGAUGAGUGGACGUCCCUGCUGGUCACCAUCAAGAAGCUCUUCAUCCAGUAUCCUGUGCUGGUGCGGCUGAAGGAAGAAGAUGGUUUUCCUGUCGGUUACAACUCCACUGCUGCUCAAGGAAACUACCUGGAGGCCAUCAACCUUUCCUUCAAUGUGUUUGACAAGCACUACAUCAACCGUAACUUUGACCGCACCGGCCAGAUGUCGGUGGUCAUCACGCCGGGGGUGGGGGUGUUCGAAGUGGACCGUCUGCUUAUGAUUCUCACCAAGCAGCGUAUGAUUGACAAUGGUAUCGGGGUGGACUUGGUGUGUAUGGGCGAGCAGCCAUUACACGCUGUACCGCUAUUCAAGGUAAUACACUCGGACUGUAGAUGCUUAGGUCAUACACCUGUUGUGAAAACACACACAUCAAGUCAGCAGUUUCUGGACCUAGUUAAGCUACACAACAGGACAGCACCUGGAGACUCUCGGGUUGGAGACGACUACAACCUUCCUCACUGGAUCAACCACAGCUUCUACACCUCCAAAAGUCAGAACUCUUGCAGCUCCUUUACUCCUCGAAUCAAACUGGCCGGACGCAAGCUUCAUGCUGAGAAAUUCAAGAGCAGCAAGGAACACACUCUCUGCGCUCCAAAGGACUCUGAAAACAGCCUCCCUAUUCAGGUGGACUACGACGCCCAUGAUGCUCAGGUGUUCAGACUGCCUGGCCCUUCACGAAUUCAGAGGAGCACCAACUUCAGAAUGGGUCGAGACAGAGAGGCGAGUGGGACCAGUGGGAGGAAGAGCUGGGGCUCGGUGGAGGUCAGUGCGAGCAUCGGAGCGUCGCCUCCUGUUCGCUCUGCGGGGCCGGAGGAGCAGCGCAGCCUGGCCUCUGACGACAGCCUGGGCCCUGUGUCCAACAUGCUGCUCAUCCCCCGCAUGCCUCUGGUCCAGUAUGAAGUCAGCAGCUCCCUGGGAUACACCAGCACCAGAGAGUUGUUGGAGAAGAUGAUGGACUCUCAGCGGGACUCCAGUGCCCCGGGCAGGUUCACCGUGGGAAGUGCUGAGUCCACCCUGCACAUCCGCCCCGGAGGGUACACCCCCCAAAGAGCACUCAUUAACCCCUUCACGCCGUCCAGGAUGCCCAUGAAGCUCACCUCCAACCGGCGGCGCUGGAUGCACACCUUCCCUGUCGGUCCUUCUGGAGAGGCUAUCCAGAUCCAUCACCAGACCAGACAGAACAUGGCUGAGCUGCAGGGCAGUCAGCAGAGAGACCCCGCCCACACCUCCGCUGAGCUGCUGGAGCUGGCCUAUCACGAGGCCACUGGAAGGCGGACAGUCUCUAGGCAUGCAGGAGAGAACGGUCUUUACAUCAGUGGAGGGAUGGAGGAGUUCACCGGGAGUCCAGGGAGCAACAACAGUGGAACCAUAAACAAUCGCGGCUCCACAUUUGAAGACGUUUCCCUCAACGGUGCCGAUCCAAGUGCCCCUGAAGCCCUGCUGCUGUCUGCACCCCCGACAGUGCCCAGCUUCUGCUGCACAGUGGGGGUGGACUGGAAGUCUCUGACCACCCCAGCCUGCCUCCCCCUCACCACGGACUACUUCCCAGACCGGCAGGCGCUGCAGAACGACUACACGGAGGGCUGCUACGACCUGCUGCCCCACAGCGACCUGGAGAGGCGUGAAGAUGAAGCUCCGGUGAUGAGUGCGGGUCAGGUGUUUGAGGAGUUCAUCUGUCAGAGGUUGAUGCAGGGCUACCAGAUCAUCGUGCAGCCCAACAACAGGAAGCCGCAGCCGCCCGCCAACAUCCCGCUGGGCAGCAGCCCGCUCUACUCCAGGGGUCUGGUGUCUCUGCGGCGGGCCGAGGUGGAGGAGACGGUGUACUGGCUCAGUAUGGGUCGGACCUUCCAUAAAGUUUGCCUCAAAGACAAGAUCAUCACUGUCACUCGCUACCUGCCCAAGUACCCGUACGAGUCUGCACUGAUCCAGUACAGCUACAGUCUGUGUCCUCCACACUCUGAUGCUCAGUUUGUGUCCUGCUGGGUGGAGUUUGGCCAUGAGAGGCUGGAGGAGUACAAGUGGAACUACCUGGAUCAGUACAUCUGCUCCGCAGGCUCUGAGGACUUCAGUCUGAUCGACUCCCUGAAGUUCUGGAGGACUCGCUUCCUCCUGCUGCCGGCAGGGGGAGCGAGGCGGGUGGCGGAUGGGGAGGGUCACUGGGAUGUGUAUGGGGAGGGGGCAGGUUCUGGGAAUGGAGGCAACGGGGACUGGGUCCUGCUGGACGGCUUCAUCCGCUUCCUGGAGGGUCUCAACCGCAUCCGGAGGAGACACCGCUCUGACAGGAUCAUCAGGCAGAAGGGCACCUCAAUGAAAGGCCUGCAGGUCACCAGUCCUCUCCCAGCGUACCCCCCCGAGCCACUGGUGCCCCCACAGGGGAAGAAAGGCACUUCAGCCUUAUCAGCCUUACUGGAGAUGGAGCAGAACCAGAAGACUCUGGAGGAGCAGCAGGCAAAGCCCACCUCAGCUGUCAGUGACCCCUCAGGUGUUACCACAUAUGUAGACAGCCCCCGCAAGGACGCUGCCUUUAUUUUGGAUUUUAUACGUAGCCCUCGCUCCUCCUACAUCUAUCACUCUCAGUUACCUGCUGAAUCCAGCGAGGCUGCAGAUAAAGGAGUCCAGGCAGCAGGAGCAGCAGCAGGAGGAGCAGCAGCAGCAGGAGCAGCAGCAGCGCCCCCUGCAGGAGAGGCUGCAGCAGGCAGCACUGUAGACACCAGUGGGCAGUCUGCAGCCGGAGACCUCUCCAUCUCCUCUUCCUCAACUCUCAUGGAGAUCCUGGAGGCCAUCAAACAUCCCACGACGGGUGUGCAGCUGCUGCCGGAACAGAAAGGACUUCCACUCAACUGCUUCAUCAGCGCGGAGGUCGUUCAUUGGCUGGUCAACAACGUGGAGGGCGUGGCCACACAUGGGAUGGCUGUGGACAUCAUGCAGAAAAUGCUGGAUGAAGGCGUUGUGUCCCACGCUUCUGGAGAUGCCAUGCGCAGCUUCAUCUACGGAUUCUAUUUCUACAGGAUUGUAGGAGAGAAGGAUGGCUCCGUCUCCCAGCCGCCCCCCAACCCCGCUGGAGGCUGGUCGGCUGCCGCCCUGGAAGACUUUGCCCUGUUCCAGAGGAAGUGGUUCGAGGUGGCCUUCGUGCUGGAGGAGUGGCGGCCCUGUGACCUCCCCCCCUUCCUGCUGCCCUGGCUGCCCAGCCGGCCGGCCUCCUACGCAAGUAGGCACAGCUCCUUCAGCCGCAGCUUUGGAGGACGCAGCCAGGCCGCCGCACUGCUAGCUGCCACGGUCCCGGAGCAGAAGACUGUCUCUCUGGAUGUGGACGUGAACAACCGCAGCGACCGCACAGAGUGGUGCAGCUGUUAUUACCAUGGAAACUUCUCCCUCAACGCUGCCUUCGAGAUCAAGCUUCACUGGAUGGCUGUCACUGCCGCAGUGCUCUUUGAGAUGGUUCAAGGCUGGCACAGGAAAGCGGCGUCCUGCGGCUUCCUGCUGGUCCCCGUGCUGGAGGUCCCCUUCGCUCUGACCUCCUACCUGUACGGGGACCCUCUGAGGGCCCAGCUCUUCAUCCCUCUGAACAUCCACUGUCUGCUGAAGAACCCCAACGACAACCUGUUUGAAGGCUUUGAACCGGAGACGUACUGGGACAGGAUGCAGCUGUUCCAGGAGGCCAUCCUGUACAGAUUCGGCUUCUUGCACGACAAGGUUUCAGCUUCUGCCUUCAACUUCCCGUCUGAGAACAAGCCCCAGUAUGUCCACGUCACAGGCACCGUGUUCCUGCAGCUGCCCUACUCCAGGAGGAAGUUCUCCAGCGGGCAGCAGCGGCGGCGCAGGAACUCCAACAGCUCCAACAGCCAGGGGCCGUACGGCAGCGAGGAGCGGGUGGGCUACUACUGGGCCUACAACACCAUGCUGACUAAGGCCUGGAGGACGGGGGUGCUGGGGGACGAGAGGCUGGCCGACCGGCUGCUGCGAGACUUCACCGACUUCUGCGCCAACAAAGACAAUCGGCUGCUGCAGCUGUGGGACAGCUGCCAGGAGAAGAUGAACGCCAGCGCGCCCUGAACGCCAGCGAGCGCGCCCUGAACGCCAGCGAGCGCGCCCUGAACGCAGCAGAGCAGCUCAGCAGAGACUCUUUAAUUUAUGCAGCAACAUGAUGGACUGUGCUGACAGACCGCUGCCUCCAUAGGCGGGAGAAAACUUCAGAUCUUUUACUAAAGUAAAGUUACUAAUAUCACGGUGUAGAAAUGAUCUUCUACAAUUCCUGGAUUUUUGUUUUUUACUUAAAAGAAGUACCAAAAGCAUCGAUAUGUUUGAAGUACCAAAAGCAUCGAUAUGUUUGAAGUACCAAAAGCAUCGAUAUGUUUGAAGUACCAAAAGCAUCGAUAUGUUUGAAGUACCAAAAGCAUCGAUAUGUUUGAAGUACCAAAAGCAUCGAUAUGUUUGAAGUACCAAAAGCAUCGAUAUGUUUGAAGUACCAAAAGCAUCGAUAUGUUUGAAGUACCAAAAGCAUCGAUAUGUUUGAAGUACCAAAAGCAUCGAUAUGUUUGAAGUACCAAAAGCAUCGAUAUGUUUGAAGUACCAAAAGCAUCGAUAUGUUUGAAGUACCAAAAGCAUCGAUAUGUUUGAAGCACCAAAAGCAUCGAUAUGUUUGAAGUACCAAAAGCAUCGAUAUGUUUGAAGUACCAAAAGCAUCGAUAUGUUUGAAGUACCAAAAGCAUCGAUAUGUUUGAAGUACCAAAAGCAUCGAUAUGUUUGAAGUACCAAAAGCAUCGAUAUGUUUGAAGCACCAAAAGCAUCGAUAUGUUUGAAGUACCAAAAGCAUCGAUAUGUUUGAAGUACCAAAAGCAUCGAUAUGUUUGAAGUACCAAAAGCAUCGAUAUGUUUGAAGUACCAAAAGCAUCGAUAUGUUUGAAGCACCAAAACAAAAGGUGCUCAUUUAGCAGUAAAUCCAUGUAUUGAACACUGGACUGGAUCAUUAGUGAUCAAUGAAUGUGUCCACCCUUUUCAUUUUGCGGCUGUAAAGGUAGGAGCUAACUUUAUUGACUUGUUAUGUUGCUAAGCAGAUCAUCAUUUAUUAGUUGAUUUAUAUUUAGUAUGAAUAAUAGGGACGAGCAAACUAACUAAUGUUGUCAAAUAAAUGUACAAUAUUGUAAAGUUGAAGCACGUCAAAAUGAUUCUUAAGUAUAGUUCUUGAAUAUAUGUACUUAGUUACUUCCCAUUACUGCCUGCUCCAAUAAGAGUCCACCUCUGAUCUGAGGUUCAGUAUUAAAGGCUUGAAUCUGUGGAAGUCUAAAGUAUAAUGUUGAUGCCUUAAGAGCAGAGGGUCUGCUCAAAUUAUGUGUUUUGUUUAUUUACAAAAAUAAAUAAGACAAUGUUUAAUAAAAA
Messenger RNA from Gymnodraco acuticeps, 6471 nucleotides. It is a transcript of the gene depdc5, whose product is annotated as DEP domain containing 5, GATOR1 subcomplex subunit. The transcript has 43 exons. Lineage: Eukaryota; Metazoa; Chordata; Actinopteri; Perciformes; Bathydraconidae. The coding region runs from base 265 to 5148 and encodes 1627 amino acids. The record is from RefSeq and is a predicted model, not a curated record. Gene Ontology annotation, molecular function: GTPase activator activity. Gene Ontology annotation, cellular component: GATOR1 complex; lysosomal membrane. Gene Ontology annotation, biological process: positive regulation of autophagy; negative regulation of TORC1 signaling; intracellular signal transduction.